Molecule: messenger RNA, 2853 nt
Organism: Trichoderma breve
Lineage: Eukaryota; Fungi; Ascomycota; Sordariomycetes; Hypocreales; Hypocreaceae
Product: mitochondrial protein
Exons: 1
Coding region: 1-2853 (950 amino acids)
Biological process (GO): mitochondrial RNA 5'-end processing
Cellular component (GO): mitochondrion; mitochondrial envelope
Source: RefSeq, a predicted model, not a curated record
AUGAUUCAACCAUUCCUUCGUGCGAGGCCACUGGCCCAUACUACUGCCCUGUGGGCCAUUCGCCGACAGCUGCCUCUCACGAACCUCAGUCUUAGAAGCUUCACAGUCACCCGGGUGCUUGACGGUAAGCCGGCAGGGAAAGCGCGAGAAAAGCGUAAACGGAAGAUAAAUGCAAAACUGCGAGAGGCUGCUACUACCAAAACGAAGAAAAAGAAGCUGCCAAGGAAGCUGCCAAAGGAUAAAAAGCCCAGCCCUGCAGAGCCUGGAGAGUCUGCGUUGGAAGGAGGAGAAUCCCAGGAUGCAGCGGUGCCACCAACCGCAGGAUUAUGGACUACCCUGAAAUCCCGGCUUCAAUCUUCGACUUCGAAAAGGCGAGCGAAAGCUGCCGAUGAAUUUAAGAAUGAGCAAGAAGAUGUGGAUGUAAUGGCUCGCUAUGCCGCGGCGCCGAUGGCUCCAGGCGACGUACUUCCCGAGAAGACCUCUUUAGCCGGGAGACUUGCAAAAGGCAGGAAAGCAAAGGACUUGCCAAGACUAGAUGUGAAGACGAUAAGGCCUCAGCAUCUUAACCUAUGUCCGGUUGAAGAGGAUGCUUUGCUACCGGUGCCGCAGCUCAGUCAUAACCUCGACCGUGUGCUGUUCAACCCGGGAGUCUAUCAUAUGCAGGAUGGCCGGUCUCGGGUCUUUAAUUUCGAUCCUUAUCUUGCUUCCAUCAUGCCAGUCAAAGAAUUUGACUUUGAUGCGCUCAGGAGCUAUGUUACCUCAUCCAAGGAUGUCAAGUUGAGACAGCUCAGCGCCGCACAUGGGAUGAAGUAUUGCGGCUCAACGUCGAGCAUGACCUCAAUUCUCUCCCAUUUUCACUUUCUGCUCUCUGCUUGGAGGAAGCCUAAUUUUGCAUUCUUAUCACGAUCAAUAGAGCCCGAGUCCUUUAAUUUUACUGCCAUUAGCCGUGGACCUUCUGCCGCCUUUGCACACUAUAAUGAUGGCACCUAUGCGUUUGAUUCGGACAAAGAAUACGACACGGAGAAUAUUCUGAGCUUAUUGGGCAAGUCAAUGGAAAAGCUCCUUACAUUGCCCAAAGAUGAAUUCGAAAAAUACAGGCUAUCGAGGUCCCAUCAGCUGUCAGAAGAAGAGAGAAAUGCACAGGACUCCUUUCAUUACACGACUUUGGGCGAUUUUAUGAUGCGAUCUCAAUUGGACGCCUACGAUCCUCGACUUCCUGGUUCUGGAAUGUUUGACUUGAAAACUAGAGCGGUAGUCGCCGUCAGGAUGGAUGUUCGAGGUUACGAGAAAGGUGCCGGCUAUGAAAUUCAGAAGCGAUUCGGCCAGUGGGAAUCUUUUGAGCGGGAAUACUACGACAUGAUCAGAACGGUUUUUCUGAAAUAUUCUCUGCAGGUGAGAAUGGGCCGUAUGGAUGGCAUCUUCGUCGCAUAUCAUAACACACAGCGGAUAUUUGGCUUCCAGUACAUCAGCUUGGAGGAAAUGGAUGUGGCUCUUCACGGAACAUCUGAUCGCCGACUGGGUGAUCAGGAAUUCAAAACAAGCGUCGCUCUUUUGAACGAGGUUAUGAACAAGGCAACACAACGUUACCCUGGGCGAACGUUGCGAUUGCAUGUCGAGACACGGGACACCAAAGUCCCUCUCACUUAUUUCUUCGUGGAGCCGGUGACUGAGGAGGAAAUGAAGACGACUCAGGAAGCUGGGAAAUCAUCAGUCGAGGAACUGGAGCGCGAGUUUCAGAUUCUUAGCGAAACUGAAAGUGAAGAACACUCAAAUGAAGCCGAGAGUAUUGAGCAACCCGAAUCACAGUCAUCUAAUGGAAAAGAAGAGCAAAUUUCCGAUGAGCUUUCCUACCAGGACCCGCCAAACGAAGCUGCCUGGAACGUCAUGAUGGCAAAAGUUGACGCAACCGUGGAAGAUGAAUCUCUUGGCAUAGGUUCUGUGAGAGAGGCUGUUCAGGAGGCUCUCGAACAGAGCGGAAUUCUUAACGGCAAAACAGAACUGGAAAUUGAGCAAUACCUGGAUGCUAUGGUAAUGUCUCUCACGGCGCACUCAUCCAAGAUCAAAGAAUUGAGGGACAGAUCAGACGGCCCAAGAGAUGUUACAGAGUCAGCCCUCGGGCGCACCACAGAUGAUAAUCUCAGUGCGGAGGAAGAGUCAGUAGCAGACGAAGAGCAAGUCACGGAGCCUAAAUUUGACACAGAUGGCUCAGAGAUGCGGGAUGCUUCAUUAACCGACUUGAUUCUUAAGGCCACUGAGGGAAUUGAUAAUAGAUCAGGCAACUUAAAGACGUUCCAACGCAUGUUCGCUGAUCUGGCUAUAAACUCUGAGCAAACAGACCCAGAAACCAGCGAGAUGACAGAAACGCUACCCGCCGAAGACGAUCUUUUGGAUGAAGAUGAAUUUGCCGAAGAAGAUGAAGACGAGAGUGAAGCUGUUGAGACCCCGGGAGGAGCUGUGCAACCUGACCGUGAAUUAUUGGGCAUGAUUGUUACAGUUCGCAACCUCGUCAACGGCGAACAGGUUGACCGACCGACGAAUAUUAAGAAAGAGGACGAUUUUGACUGGACGAUUGAAUAUAAUAUCACUGAGCUGCGAGAUAAAAGAGCGCGAAAAAUCUACGCAGGGAUGAAGCAGCGGCGGAAGAGGGUAUUUGCACCAUCGCCUUCGGAUAGGUGGGAUUGGUACAAGAUGUUCCAGGGGAAGUUACCGGAGCUGGCCAAAAAGGGAGAGCAAUUCAGAGAAAUGCGUUCGCAGCAAGAAGCUGGCGGCCCAGUGCAUGUUGCUUGGGAGCGACAAGGUCUGUCCCACGAAGCCUUUAAACCCGCCGGAGAAGAUGUCAAGACAGACGCAUGA